Messenger RNA from Rhinolophus ferrumequinum (greater horseshoe bat), 3559 nucleotides. RefSeq names its product LHFPL tetraspan subfamily member 2 (gene LHFPL2). Lineage: Eukaryota; Metazoa; Chordata; Mammalia; Chiroptera; Rhinolophidae. Gene Ontology annotation, cellular component: membrane. Bases 632 to 1318 code for a protein of 228 amino acids. The transcript is spliced from 6 exons. The record is from RefSeq and is a predicted model, not a curated record.
CUCGUCGCCUCCUCCCCUCUCUCCUCCCUCCGCCUUCCCGGAGCGGCCCGCGGGACCCGAGAGGUGGCUGCGAGGAGGCGUAACGGAAAGCCCCGGCUGGGGAGGCUGCGGGCUCGGGGACGCCGAGCCGGGCCGGGUAAACUGGGAAGCAGCCUCUUGAGUUCACAGCCGGCCUGUGACUUUGCAUCUGGUUAAGAAGCUCUUCCUCAUUACAGGUGACCUUUUUCUGAAGCUGUUCAUUGAGACUUCCUACCAUUCCUGCAGAUGCAGUAGCUUCUCUGUGGACCGUUUCACUGUUUGUUAUCAUUUCUCUCUGGAAGGGGAAGCAGAGAUGGCCAAUUCAAAUUGCCGUUUUAUUACUCAGUGACAGCUCAAGCUGAGGAAAUAAUUGCCUGAGUAAAAGUUGAAAACAGUUGACUAAUAGGUGAGGCUGGUGGCCACGCUCCGGAGCUCAGACAUGGCAGCAUGACAGCCCUGGACCGCGCAGCCAGAGGCUGGGAGAAAGGAGCCCCCGGCUGUGGGAGUGAGUGCCCCGAGCAGCGACUUCCUUCUGAGGCCGCCUGAGCUUCCUUCCUCACCGGCUGCUUUUAUUAACCCCGUGGACUCCUAGUUUUCCGCCUUGAACAGCAAUAUGUGUCAUGUCAUUGUCACCUGUCGCUCGAUGCUCUGGACCCUCCUGAGUAUUGUGGUGGCUUUUGCAGAGCUCAUUGCAUUCAUGAGCGCAGACUGGCUGAUUGGAAAAGCCAAGACCCGCGGCAGCUCGGAGCCUGACGAGCCGAGCGGCGGCCCCUCAGAGCCGUACCACCCCACCCUGGGCAUCUAUGCCCGCUGCAUCCGCAACCCCGGGGUGCAGCACGUCCCGCGGGAGACGCUGUGUGGGCCCUAUGCUGAGAACUUCGGCGAGAUUGCCAGCGGCUUCUGGCAGGCCACCGCGAUCUUUUUAGCCGUGGGCAUCUUCAUCCUCUGCAUGGUGGCCUUGGUGUCCGUCUUCACCAUGUGUGUGCAGAGCAUCAUGAAGAAAAGCAUUUUCAACGUCUGUGGACUGUUGCAAGGAAUUGCAGGCCUGUUCCUUAUUCUCGGUUUGAUACUCUACCCUGCGGGCUGGGGCUGCCAGAAGGCCAUUGCCUACUGUGGACACUAUGCGUCGGCCUACAAACCUGGAGACUGCUCCCUGGGCUGGGCCUUUUACACUGCCAUCGGCGGAACAGUCCUCACCUUCAUCUGUGCCAUCUUCUCUGCACAAGCAGAAAUCGCCACCUCCAGUGACAAAGUACAGGAAGAAAUUGAAGAGGGGAAAAACCUUAUCUGCCUCCUUUAAUUUGGAAGAGACAUUAAUGCCAUUUUCUUCCUUGUAUAACCUUGUGAAACAGCCCACCUCGGAUUUUGUCGUUUGAGUCAAGUGAAGAACUAGCCUUUGCCUUCCAAAGCCACAUUCCACAGCCCCGAGCCUUAACAGGACUGAUGACGAGAGGCAGCACCUAGCUGAGCAAAGUGACUGCACAUGAGGGCCACCGUACCAAUUACAGGAGAUGGAACCUGACUCCAGUACAGAAGCACUGAUGUGUAGUUGACAAGUUCAGUCACCGUGCAUUUCCCCCAAAGCUCAAUGAAGGAUAAUGAUCUAAGCCAUUAACGUGGCAUUUCUCUGGUAACAAGAGAGACUGUGAGCCAGCCUUGCAGCUGUUCUGAGAUGUGUUUCUGCCACAAGGGUGCAGGCACGUGAGCAUCUCUGCCUCAGAACGAGGUGUUGGGGUUGGUGUUUUGUUUCCUCCUGGCUCUUUCACGUUGUCUCAGUUGCAGAGCACACCAGAGUACACACUUACUGGGGGAUGUGUGCAAAGGGCAUAGCAAGAAAACUGCCUUUGCUUAGCUCCCCCAAAGGGUCAGCAGGGACAGUGGGAAGCCUGUUGUGGAGCUCAUUCUAGGCUGCAUUUCAGGGUAAGCUGAAUCAACUGAACCGUCUCUCCAAGAUUAAAGAAAGAAUAAGCACCUCUACGAUCAUGAGAAUAAAAGUACAAAAUCCUGCUAGUGGAGACUAAUUCACUCUGCUCCCCAGUAGCAUGAGUCCUGGCCCAGAGAUCACAUGCUUUUCUCCUCAGGUUGGGGUUGUGCCUUGACUGCCAAAGGAAACCUCACUGUUUCCUCAUUCCAGGGACACAGGUCUCCGAGCCAGCUCUGGCUCAUUCAGAUGUUCACUGGGAGAACUGGCCAGAAUCUCGGCACUUGUGGUAGACCUUUUCCCACAGUUUGGUAACCGUGCUGUAGUCAGCUAUAUUUCCAACCCUAACAGCAGCAGAAUGCCAUUCUGUGCAUUAAAAAAAAAAAAAAAAAAGAGCUAAUCACCGGACUCAGCUUUUCUAGUUAUUGAUGGUGAUGCUGAAAGGAGACUGAAGUAACAUGAAAUUGCUACAACUGGUGAGCGAGCUGCAGCAAAAGUUUCAUUCCGAAAGCACAGAGUAGAAAGUUAAUGCAAAAAAGAGCUAGACCAAGCUCAGAGCACCUGCCUACACUUAUUUAGGCUUGGUUGGAAUGAAAGGCACAUCCAAAAUCAUGCUAGUCUAGACCCAAACCGCAGAGCUGUGAAAAACCACUGAAUAGGAGGAAUACGACUAUGUUAAAAGGAAAUGUUAAAAAUAAUUAGACUGAUUGUUGACCCACACCUAUUUUUCUAAUAAAUUUCUAUCAAUCACCUAAUCGCCUCAGUCUAAAAAUCUAAUAUACCUGGACCAUUACUACUACCAGAAAAGUCUUAUUUAUUAUUGCUUGCGUUUGUGCUUAAAGUUUUGUGAUGGGCUGGGCUUCUCAAUGAACUCCAAGAAGGCAGAAAUAUUUGCCUUGGAUUCUGUGGAUUCUUUAAACCUGUGUGCUAAUUCAACAAUGUUACAUUAAUUGUGUAAGGGUUUUUGUAUAGUUUUCAAACAUCUGUGGUGUAAUGAUCUUUGUUAAACAUGUAUUCUGUAAAGUGCCAUAGUCUUUUUUUUAUGUGUAGCAUAUUUAAAAUAUAUAUAUAUACACAUACAUAUAUAUAUAUAAUACAUACACAAAUCUGUGUGAAAGAUGUGCAAUAACAAAGGUGUAUGUAUGUGUGGUUUUUCUGUUGGGUUUUUUUUUUUUUUUUUUUGGAAACUGGACAGGAGUCAGAACAGGGAUUAUUGUUUCUGUUUUGGCAAAGGAAGAGUUAAACAUUAUCGCCUACAUGGCCUAGUCACUAACCCAUAACAAUUUUAAUGCUACACAAACCUAUGUGAAGAAAAGACUGGUAUGAAAUCAUUUUUUUCUGGGUCUAAAUUAAUCACUAGAUUUAUGUGAAAGUGAAGCCAGCAAGCCAGGCCCAGUUAAUGCUAGUCUUUCAUAUGAAAUGUGAAGCUGCCCUACUGCCUUUUCUGUUAGUGUGAUAACUAGUAGAUGGUACAUAAUCACUAAGGAGCUAUUUCUUAACAUGCUUUGAUAGACCGUGUUAAUGCUAGACCACUAUGUAAGGGCUGCUCUCACACCUUCUUAGCCAUAGAGUCUGGCUUAGAACAGACCUCUCUGUGCAAUAACAUGUGGCCACUGGAAA